UCCUUAUCUGCUCUUCUUGAAAACAUGUCGCCGAUGAAGCUGUGUGUUCCAGGUGACAAGCUAUGCAGAACGGAGGAUUGUAUUCCCGGCACAGGCGUGUACCUUAGACACGGCUAUAUAUACUCAUCACUAGCAGGCUAUGUGCUGAGAAAAAAUGAGGGAGAGGAGUUACCUGUGAUCUCAGUGGUGAGGGAAACGGAAACACAGCUACUGCCAGAUGUAGGAGCAAUAGUCACAUGUAAGGUAACCAGCAUUAACCCCAGGUUUGCAAAGGUUCACAUCCUAUAUGUUGGUUCCACACCAUUGAAGGACCGUUUCAGAGGGACCAUCAGAAAGGAGGAUGUGCGAGCAACAGAGAAAGAUAAGGUGGAAACAUACAAAAGCUUCAGACCUGGUGACAUCAUCUUGGCUAAAGUGAUCUCUCUAGGGGAUGUGCAGUCCAACUACUUACUGACCACAGCAGAGAAUGAGCUUGGGGUGGUGGUGGCCCACAGUGAAGCUGGUUCCCAGCUGGUGCCCAUCAGCUGGUGUGAGAUGCAGUGCCCUCAAACUCACGCUAAAGAAUUUCGCAAAGUGGCACGGGUGCAGCCAGAGUACCUGCAGGCUUGAGAUGGCUGCACCAGGUGCCUCAGCCCUGAAACUACCCUCUCUUCCACAAGGAACACACAGCUUCAUCUCACCUCUUACAUAAAAACAGGUCCCGGGACUAAUUGGCCUCCAAGCCUGUUUCUGAUGUACCCCUGGAAAAAUAGAAAGUGCACAUGUGGCAGAUUGCUCAUGUGAUGCCAUUACUUUUAUCUUUUUUUUUUUUUUGUGCAUUGUAAUGAUCCGGUGUCAUCCAUUCUAGCCAGCUCAAAAAUGGUAAUAAAAGUCACAUUGUAUUGCAAAAUUCUGCCUGGAUACAUUCUAAACAGUAUUGUCAGUUAUCAAGGGGAGUUUAAAUCAGGAUCUGAGAUAAUGCCCCCUUGAGCUCUUAGCGUUCAGUUUUAGCCUUGCACUAACAAAGCGUGAUGAGUUUAAAGAAAUGCGUUUCCAAGUUAUCUUCAAAAUCUAAGGGGAUAGUCUUAUUUAUACAUACAGUAUGCCAAUGGUGCUACUAAGGGGCGGUUACUCAAGUUGUUGUAAUGCAGUCAUCAAAACUUGUUCAUGCAAGCUUGUCUACUUGUAGACAAAAAUACGGUAUUUUGCAGCUGCCAAAAUCGAGUCUUUUUUUAUAGAUAUUUUUGUCGCAGCUAAGUAGAUAGCAGAAUGAGAAAUGCUGCUUGUUAGCAGGCUAAACAAUUUAUGAAUGGCUAGUUUUUUAAAGAUGACUGAACAGUCUGUUUUGUAACCAAACAAUGUUCCAGUGGGCAGAAAUAUCGUUUUAUGCUGUGAACAAAAAUAUUGACCACAGAGCUGGAGAGUGGGUGUUGCACUGGAUGGGGCAUAACUGCGUUGUGUCAUGGCUGAAGCGAUUUAAUGAGCAUGGUUCACUGCGGGCACUUGAUUGAGAUGAUGAAACACAGAUCUGUGCAGUCGGCUGGAAGAUAAGCGGGUCUUCAGGGGCUCGUUUUUACCCGGUUCCUAUCUCACUGUCUCAGCAUCCAGUAAUUGGAAAGCGAUAACAAGACAAAGGGUUUAGUAGACGGGUUCCCCUUUUAUUAAAAAAAAAAAGAAAAGAAAAAAGAUAGCUUUGUUUAAAAGUUAAAACUUCGACAGCACAGCUAACACACAAAAUGAAGUAUGACAUCAGUCAGAUUGCCCCAUCUCUGCAGAAUGUUUUCAGUACUGAAUGAGUGCAUGACUCUGAGCAACUUAGAAGGUAAUGGUUUCCGUUGUACCUUUGUUCGCUUUGCCUUUUUUGUACUUUUCACCUUUCCUCAUUCUAUUUCUUCUGAUACUUACAUCAGAGAUCAUGUGCGGAAAAGAAAUAAAGUGAGCAUCAAAGUG
Lampris incognitus (smalleye Pacific opah) is the source of this 1929-nucleotide messenger RNA. It is a transcript of the gene exosc1, whose product is annotated as exosome component 1. Lineage: Eukaryota; Metazoa; Chordata; Actinopteri; Lampriformes; Lampridae. Gene Ontology annotation, biological process: RNA processing. Gene Ontology annotation, cellular component: nuclear exosome (RNase complex); cytoplasm. Gene Ontology annotation, molecular function: RNA binding. The transcript is spliced from 8 exons. The record is from RefSeq and is a predicted model, not a curated record. Bases 25 to 609 code for a protein of 194 amino acids.